Molecule: messenger RNA, 2100 nt
Organism: Blumeria graminis f. sp. triticale
Lineage: Eukaryota; Fungi; Ascomycota; Leotiomycetes; Helotiales; Erysiphaceae
Source: the annotation of a GenBank genome assembly
AUGGUCCGAGAAGGUCAUAAUGCAACAAAAAUUUCUCUUAAUAUCGUACUAACACUAUCACGUAUCACAGCCGUACUUUGUGGUGACUGUUUAUCACCCAUAGAAACAACUCAAAUAGCUAAAAUGCCAGCUUCAAAAAGAUCUCAGCGAAAUCGACGAGAUAUCAUCAGGAAUGUCGAUCUACCAGACUCGUCACCGUCUCGUCCUGCAAAAAGGCGAAAAAAGGUGGAUGAACCAUUUGAAAACGAAAAUUCGCAAUUUGAUAAGCUCCCUGGAAACCGGGCAGAAAUCCCAAUGAGCGACGAAGAGCUCAUCUCCGCAAUCGUCCCUACGCUUCUUGUGCCCUCUCAUACAGUACAAGCUACACACGAUCACGCAAAUGCAUUACAUAUAAGGCACAGCAAGCAAGGUGUGCAAGCAUACGCUAAAUUAGCCGGAAGAGAUUGGACCUUUUAUGUAAAGAGGCUCAAGAAUGUUAUUGGCCGCCCCCCAGAAGGAUGCUUAGCUCCUGAACCAGCACCCGAAAUAAAUGGUGUGGUUGAUGAAUCUUAUGAAGAUAGUAAUACCGUUCAUGUUGAUCUUGGCCCGAGCAAGACCAUCUCUCGAACUCACGCCGAGAUUUCGUUCGAUUCAGACUCGGAACUCUGGAAAGUAUGUGUACAUGGACGUAAUGGAGUUAAAAUAAACAAUCAAGCCCUAAAGCGAGGUGAUUCCCACGCUCUUGUAAGUGGUGAGGUAAUCGAGAUCGGAGGGGUCGAGAUGAUGUUUGUUCUGCCUCAGCAAGAUGGUAGCCUUCAGAUUUCAAAUUAUUAUUUGAACAGAGCUGGACUUAUCAUGAUGCCGGAAGAAGAGAAAUUAACUAGGUCCCAGCAAGAAUUAAAAUAUAAGGAUGAAAAAUCGUCCAAUAAUCACGAUCAGAAUGUUCCAUCAAGUGGUCCGCUUAUUAACAUACCCGUGCAACCCGAAUACAAACGCCCAGAAACCCCAGUAAGUGUUGGAGCAAAGGGACCUUAUCCACCCGGAAAGAAUACUCCAGGUGGUAUUGCAGGAAAUACUAUGUUUAUGAAUACUGAUGACAUCGAUCUCAGUCAAGAUUCUAAUCAACAUAUAAAGCCUUCCUAUAGCUAUUCUCAGUUAAUAAGUCAAGCAAUACUGGGAACAGAGGAUGAGAAGUUAACGCUCAAUGGCAUCUACAAUUUUAUAAUGGAAAAGUACGCUUAUUACAGGCACCAGCUAGGAGGCGGGUGGCAAAAUUCCAUACGUCACAACCUUUCACUCAAUAAAGCGUUUGAAAAAAUUGCAAGAGACACAAAUGAGCCUGGAAAGGGAAUGAAAUGGCACAUUAAAGACGAUCACCGCGACGAAAUGGCAAGACUCGCGGUUCGUGGUGGCAGAGGAGGCCACCGAGGCUCUCUAGGCUCACCAGGAAUCCUACACAGAGGAUCCCGUAACUGCACAGAUUAUUCAGCCCGUCGUCAGAAAAAGUCAUCACGCUCAGGCUCCCCCAAUAACUCAUAUCUAUUACACGCAUCUCAUCUCACACCAGAUCGUAAUGCAAAAGUAAGCCAGUCUCUUCCUGACAAUCUUCCGGGUGAUGGAAGCCCUCUGCCACGCCAUUGUCGCUCUUAUGGAUUGUCCGAUAAUGUUCCCGGGUCGCCCCCUACUUUAUCGUCAAGUUAUAUGCCAGAAGAUAAUACGACCUUCGUUACCCCCGCUCCACAUCGUGUCCAUCCAAAACUUGCCCCACCAAGCACCGCACAAAGACCAAGUCAACAUAUGCCCACCAGCUCUCCUGCGCCCUUCUGGAAAUAUGCAGAUAUCGGAAAUACACCAAUGAAAGGUGGUCCAUUCGAUAGUAGUCCUGUUAAAGAUCCCAGCCUUCGAGUCCCAGCUAGCAGUAGCCCUGCACCUGCAAAGAGCCCGACAAGAAAUAAUAACACUAGCGCAAGUGCAGAGCUCAAAGUCUUACCCACGUCUGUUGAAGAGGUUGAAGAUGACGAUCAAGGAAUAGAUUUGACAAGGGGAUUUCAAAGUAUCGGUUCAUAUCAUGCGCCUAUGACAAUUGUAGUACCUUUAAGCAACUCUGCUGUCCGACUUUAA